Molecule: messenger RNA, 1037 nt
Organism: Pelmatolapia mariae (spotted tilapia)
Lineage: Eukaryota; Metazoa; Chordata; Actinopteri; Cichliformes; Cichlidae
Product: required for drug-induced death protein 1-like
Exons: 2
Coding region: 1-357 (118 amino acids)
Source: RefSeq, a predicted model, not a curated record
AUGGGAGCACAGGAGAGGGAGGAGGAAGACGGCGCUUCUUCAGUGGGGAGAAAGCUGCAGAAAACCAGCAAGGAGGUUUAUUUCAGCGUCCUGCCAGAUAAAUAUGAACCUCUGAUUGAGGACGAUGAGGAGAGAGAGGAGACUGCAGAGGAGAAAAAGAGGAGGAAGGAGGCGAGGAAGAAGAAAAGGAAAAAUACAUGCAAGAAGUACAGGAAGAAUGUGGGGAAAGCACUACGCUUCAGCUGGCGCUGCCUGGUAGCUGGUCUGCAGAGCAUGGCGUCCGUGUACUCCACACCUCUCUCAGCUGUGGCCACCGUGGUAACAGAUGUUCACCAAGCCAGUGGCAGCAAGACAUGACGGGACUCGGAGGGACCAGGAGUGUAGCCCCUUAUUCCUUGUGUUCAAGCUGACUUUGAAUUCAUGUUGUGCCUGUUUUGUUUUUAUUCUAUUUUUAUUUCUAUUUCUAUUUCUGAGAUAUAAACUGUAUAUUUACUCGAUUUAUGAAAAUCAUUGAUCCCUGUCACAUUUAUGGCCUCGGUUUUCAAAUUUGAACCAAACCGUGCUGUUGUGUUAAAUUAAACAAUCGUCUUUCAUGUUUGGGAUAAAAUUGAACCCCAAAAUUCCCCUCAAGCAGCUCAAGAUUCAGAAUACUUUGGGUUUAUUUACAGUUUUAAGAAGCUUUCUGUUCCGUGUGGGCUUUGGCAGCCACUGGCAAGCCAACAACUAGCAAUGUCUGUGUACAAAUCUCAAGCACAACAAAGGAAGCUCCACCUUGUGGUGCUUCUCCACAACUGCACUUUAGAAGCUCAUUGACAGUAAUAAAUUCUCGAGGUUCUGGAGCACUAAACGGAUAUAUUCCUCCAGUCAACCAACCAUACUUGGAUGAAGUAAAGAUGCUCUAGUAGGAAGCUGACACACUCCUCUCCUUUCUGCUCUUUUUUGUUUUUAUCAAGGUUAGGAGAGUUAGUAAAUGCUGUUAAAAUAAUCAGAAUGAAUAAAGAAAAAUACUAAUUUGUCUUUCAUGAUGUUUGUUUACA